Cokeromyces recurvatus is the source of this 333-nucleotide messenger RNA. RefSeq lists its product as uncharacterized. The transcript has 4 exons. The record is from RefSeq and is a predicted model, not a curated record. Gene Ontology annotation, biological process: tRNA 5'-leader removal. NCBI's taxonomy places the organism in Eukaryota, Fungi, Mucoromycota, Mucoromycetes, Mucorales, Mucoraceae. The coding region runs from base 1 to 333 and encodes 110 amino acids. Gene Ontology annotation, cellular component: nucleolar ribonuclease P complex; ribonuclease MRP complex; nucleus. Gene Ontology annotation, molecular function: nucleic acid binding.
AUGUCAAGUGUAAUUAAAGGAAAAAGAUCCCCAGUCCAAGGGUCUAUUCAUAAGCGUGUACCACAAAGACCGGCAACCGUUCCUACAGACAUUUAUAUUUCGAAAAAGAGUAAAACACAGGCAAUCAUUAAACGUGUAAGAAGAUUAAUGUUGAAAGAAAACUAUAAAACAGUAACGAUCCAUGGAUUAGGUGCCAUGAUUAUACGUGCAAUGUCUAUGGCAUUAGAAGCACAAGCAGUAUUACAAAACCAAAUUAUUUUAAAACCUACUACAGAAACAAUAACUUUAAUAGAUGAUGUUAUACCUGAAGAUAUGAAGCAAAAGAUGGUUUAG